Molecule: messenger RNA, 984 nt
Organism: Naegleria gruberi
Lineage: Eukaryota; Heterolobosea; Eutetramitea; Acrasida; Naegleriidae
Exons: 2
Coding region: 1-984 (327 amino acids)
Biological process (GO): protein phosphorylation
Molecular function (GO): ATP binding; protein kinase activity
Source: RefSeq, a predicted model, not a curated record
AUGCAUAAUCCAGUCAUAUUCUCAGACCACGAAAUUGAAACUCAUUCCUCGAUUGAUACAUAUCAUACUUUAAGAACUAACAAUUCUAAUACCACCACAACUACAAAUUCAUUUAAUCAACAAUCUGUGACCUCAACAAGUUCCACCGAUGAUGUGAAUAAUAAUUUGUUAAAGAAUAGAUAUGAAGUUUUGGAAAAGAUUGGAUCGGGAUCGUUUGGAGAUUGUUUCCUGUGUAAGGAUACCAAGAGCUCUAAUCGAUUGGUUGCCAUCAAGUGCAUUCGAGUUUCGGAUAAUGAAAUGGAAAAGGCAAUUGAUGAAUGUUCAAAGACUCUCUCAUUCAAACAUCCUAGAUUGGUUGAAGUUUAUGAGUUGUUUGUUUCCAAGAGGCUCAAUAAUGCUCUUUGUUUGGUAAUGAAAUAUUAUAAGGGAGAUUUGGACAAGUGUUUGAAAAUUAAUGGAAUAUUCUCGGAGAAACUCAUGAUUAGUGUAAUUAAUCAAAUUGGAGAUGGUUUGUCAUAUCUUCACAUUAAUAGGAAUGUUCUCCAUAGAGAUUUGAAACCAAAGAACAUUUUUGUUGACAGCUUCGAUCCUUUCAUCGAUAGUAUAGAGCUAGUUAUUGGAGAUUAUGGAGAGGCUAAGGAAAUUAGUAAUGAAAACAAUUCUGUAAAGGGAACAGUUGCAUUCAUGUCUCCUGAAUGUCUUUCAAAUGAAAAUUAUGGAAUGCCAUCUGACAUUUUCUCUCUCGGUGUUUCAUUUUACCAACUCAUGACCAAUGAUUCACUCCAAUACAUAAUAGCCACCCACCUCCUCUCAGAACAUGAAGAUCAAGUCCUCUCUCAACUCUACUCUCAAAUCAAACGACAAUCCAUUCCAUAUUCAGAAUCACUCAUUCAAUUCGUGCUUUCCAUGUUAAAGAAGGAUCCAUCUCAAAGACCAACCAGUUCACAAUUAAGAGAUUUUCAAAUGAUAACUCUGUCUCAAUAG